GGUAUUGUAGGUAGAUGGGCCAGCCGGAUUUCUCGUUUGAACAACGUUGGUCAAGACUCGAGACAGAAGAAACCAGGGCAGAGAAGAAAGAACACAGUCUUGCACUGCAUGCAGCAGCAUUGCAAGCAUGCUCUAAUCCAAUCCAAGCCACAACAUUGAAACAGGAAUAUUGAACACAGAAAGAGAUGAAUUAUGGCCACAGAACCUGGCUGGCUUUUCAUUGAAGGCUUCAAAGAGUUGCAGAUAGCAACAUUGCUGAGCUGAAGAGUAGACCACAGACGCGCAAAGCAGGAACAGAGGGCAAUCAGCAAAGGACACUGCACUAUCAAAGCUGUGGUCACAAUAGUUCUUCCAAGUGCAGCUGGAAAAUGACAAUGGAUCCGCUGCGGCAAUCCAUCGACUUGAGCAGACUUGUCAUAGCAAAGGAGUUCCUUUCAUCCCCAGCCAAGGCUCCAGUCAAAAGGAGCCCUCACGCUCCUCCCCCCCAAGACAAGAGUACCACGGAUCAUGCGCACAGAAUUCCUACUGGGGGGCACCUUGCGAACUCCAAACCUGAGCUUCUACACCCCCCAUCAGAUGCUGAGCCGCCCAGCCCACAACCGGGGGGGUGGCCCCUCAGACUGAGCAACAUAGCAAACCGACUGACCCCCAGCCCAAUCAAGAAGCGAGGGGGAUACCCCCAGUCUGUGGAACAGUCUCCAGAAUCUGCCUCCCCCAGUCUUUCUACGUUUCUUCAAGAAAGUCCCGCACUGUUUAGUGAGCCGAGGGAAGCCGCUAGGCGGCUAGAGGGGGGCAAUGAAACAGUGGACGUCCAGGGGGGGGUCCGAGGAAGCGUAACGAGGGCACUUCGUUUUGGGGGGGCUGACGCUGCGUCAUCCGAGAUUGCCCCCGUCCCACGCAAAGAAGCGAGUGGGCUGGAAUCUGAACGGCUCACCUCGACGGCUGUUGACUCUGUAUGCCGGGAGCGAACGCAGGGGGAUGAAAGGGGCCCGCAGGGGGAACCAAUCAACUUGACACCGCUUGCAGAGAAGCAGACGCACCCCGGCCAGCCUGAAGAGGCUUGUGUCAAUAGAGCAGCUGACACUAGGUUUGUCAAAAGUGGCCUGCUGCCGGCUCCCCCGAAGCGGACCCCCCCGCUCCUCAGGAAGACCCGCACCCGGAACCCGUUCACAUUGGGAGCAAACCAGCCUCAGCCAGUUGGUGUGAAUAAGCACAAAACGCCGGUGGGCUGGGUGGGUUUUGAUGAGACCCGAGCAGAGAACGAUGAGAACCGGCAGCAGGCUUGGGCUUUGGGCGUCCGGAAUGUUACCGGACUUCAGAUCCGGACUGUGGUUCGGACGGGAGAAGCAGGCGGCUCACCAGGAACGGCGAAGUCGCCUCUGGGGUGCUUCGGAGGUGCGCGGCUGGAAGUGUCCAAACGGAGCCCAAUCAAGAGCAAGGCAGUCUUGAGAAGCCCACUGGGAGGGCGUGACGUCAGCGAUGCUCAAGAGGGGAGCACCAGACUGGCGGGCCCGACUAGGGAGCCCUUUCAACAGGUGUCGGAGAAUGCGGUUUCCAAAGGGGACAUGGCGGUCAAGGGAAAGGUUCGAUUUGAGGAAGAGAGUCCUAAGAAGCUCCGGUCCCCUGGCAAGCCCUUCACACUCGGCCGGCCGUCCCCCCUCGGCAAGGGCUGCUUCCCCUCUCCGACGAAGCCGCUAACAUCAGCGUUGACGUCACCAUCGGAGUCAGUGGGCCAGGCACCCCCCCACGAGGCACCCUGCGUGCUCCACGUGUCAACCUCAGGAGAGCUGCCGCCGGCCGAGCUGAAAAUGCGUCCGAACAGUCACCCGGAAAGUGACGAACUGUUUGCUCAGACGAGCGUGAAAACAACCGGUCGCUCAGAGACUCCAAGCACAGAGCCGGUUGGAACUGCCGGAAAGACAGAGGUUGAUGGCGGUGGGAAUGUAUCGCCGAAGUCUGGGCCCCAUCUCGAGGACUCUGAGUUCAGGGCCGGGCUGGCGGCCCUGAGGAAGCUGAAACUGGAGUCAGAACAGGGCCUCAUAACCGGUUCAAGUGAAUUGGCGGGCGAAGUGCCGCCCUGGGAGCGUAGGCGGUCAGUUAGCGGAUCUCUGACCGGUUCUUUUGACACUGGAGACGAGAAACUGAGUGGGGCAGUCGACAAGGAAUCGAAAGUGCCAGUUGGGGACGGCGGGAAAGAGGAGAACGUGGUGAAGGUCGGAGGGAAGGGGAAGUGGGGUUUCGGGUUUGGGCGGUCUGGGAAGAAGAGUGUAAGUGCGCCGGCGCUGCAGGAAGAGGACGUGGGUUUCGGAGCUCUGGUCAAGAAGGGAGCGGAACAGGUGAACGGAAAGGACGGAAGCUACGAAGCUGGACGGGGAGUUUCGCGAAUUGAGAAGGAAGGAGAGUCUUUGAGAUUGCAAGCAAGGGACGAUACGGACAGAAGGGAGUGCGGAGACGAGACAGAGAUCGGGAAGCAAAGGGGAGCAGAGAAAGGCGCAGAUGCCAAAUCCAAGAGGAAGAAACGGAAGGACAAGCGGGGCCCCAUCGAGAGCGGAGCGGAGACUGCCCCCACCGAAGGCGACGGCAAUGCCCGUCAACCCGGCGAGCAACAGGGCCUCACGGAGAGAGACCGGGAUGACGUCAGCGGGGCGCCGAAGAGGGGCCUCCUGCGAAAGGCCCUCCGUUUGAAGCGUUCAAAGAAGGGGAAAGCUGUGAAGGAGGAGGUGGCUGACGGUGCGACAGAGGCCGUGACACGGGGCGAGCCGGCAAUGGAUGAGGAAGCUGCGGCGGCAACGGGACGUUGCCACGUGGCAUAUAAGGCACGUGCCAAGGACACGCCCGUGAAGAUCACGUUGGAAGGGGUCAAGAUCGUCGUGCGCCCAAAGGACGGUGACGUCAGCACCCCGAAUAGAGAUGAGGGCGCAAGGCAGGCGGACAUGGGUACCCCUGCUGAAGUGACGUCAGCAGCAGGUGCCCAACUCGAAGCCGCGCCCUUCGAUCGUCUUCCAGUCCCGACGACCGACGACAAGCUGCGGCUCCUCGCGGCCGCCCUCGAGCGGGCGCACCAGAGCGCGCCCCAAACCGUCAAACUCUCGCCCCAAAAGGCAACCACUUUCCGCGAAACUGCACUGCCCAGGUCGCCCAGAUUCUCCCCUUGUGCGACAAGCUCCCCGCAGCUGCUGUCUUUGUACGGGCGGAGUCCGGUGGGGUCGGCGGAACGGCUGGAGGAGGUCCGGCAGCGGAUGGAGGCGCGCGCGCGCGUUUUGGGCGACCAGGGACACGUGCCAAGGGCUGCGCGCAGGCUGCAGAUGGACGGCGCGGUCGCCGCGAACGGGAUUGUGACUGUCGGCCGGGAAGGCCUGUCUGGCGAAAGUGUGGGGCCAGACAAACAAGAAUCGAAGAAAGGAGAUGCUUUUGAACAUUCGAUGGAAACGGAGGAGGGGUCUCAGCAGAGUCCAAGGGUUGAAAUAGUCGGUGAUGAGGAGAAGUGCAGCGAGAAAGGGGCUGACUCUGUAGACCGAAGAGCGGAUUCGGCGGUCGAGAAGUUCGACGCUGCGAAACAGACGGAGGAAGCGAACGGAACGGAACGGGCGGAAGACGUCAAGGAAGCCGAACCGUCAAAUCCUUUAACCCCUGCUGACGCCGCCAGCUUUGAGGCGGCCGGCAGCGCGCUAAACCCCCAAAGCCCGCCCGCCGCUGCUCAGGCCGAAGCACCCGAAGCGCCGAUCGUCCCUGAGUCCGAGGAGACAACGGCAGCGCAGGAAGUGGAGGCUGCAGGCAUCGUGACGGCAGCAAGGGCAGCGCAGGAAGUGGAGGUCGACGACGUGAUGACGUCAGCGAAUACAGGAUCGAUUAUGAGCUUGAGCCCGCCUGAAAGGUGUGUCGACAGCCAGAGGGAGCCUGGGUCUCCUGAGGGGCCCUUUGGCGGCGCCGCCGCUUUCUUCCGGGGGGUAUCGUUCCGGCCGGUUUCUAACCCCCCCAGAGGUCUGAUUUCCUGCCUGCCAAACGGGCUGAUUGGAUCAACCGGGCACAGAGACCGGUCAUUGGCGUCUACACAAAACGACAGGUUGCCGGGCACACAAGAGGCGGAAACGGAAGCGGACGCGGAAGUGGAUGAGAAGGCAAGCCUAGACACUGCGGAUACCUCUGUUGGAAAGGGCAGCGGCGGUUGGGGCGCAGUCACCGAAGGCGACCUCCUCCCUGUGGAAGAGACGGUCGGGUCGCCUGCUAGGCGUGGCGACAAGUCGGGGGCAGACGGGGCCGAGCGGUCGCCGGAAGAGACUUUCCGGGGCGCUGCGGCGUUUUUCCUCCGGGCAAGUGUCACGCCGAACAAGGUGCCAGCAUCCAAUGGACUCCGUUCCGCUCUGCGGGAGGACUGCUUGCCUGCUGCCGCCGGAGUCUCCACCGCCCGUUCCGCCAGUGAUGAGCGGAGCCCCGUUCCGGUCGAGUCAAGCGCUCCCCAAGCCUUCUUAGCAACAGAACCAGACCAGAACGGAGCAGCCCCAAAGCGGUGUGAUCUGGAGACCCCCCCAAAGCGGGACCAAGACAGCAACGAGGGGUCCGAGGAUGAAAACAAAGUGGGGGGAAGUGUCGCGGCCUCGCUUCAGGGGGUUGCUCACCCGCACGCAAGAAACAAUUUCCCCGAGGAGAGACUUCCCAACGCAGCCGCGUUCUUCGGGCGGCGAGCCGCGGCCACUCCCGUCGCGCCACGUGUCACGCUGCCGCUGCAAGAGCUCAGGGGGUUUGCGAAUAGGGCUAAUGAGGACGGUUCCGGGAAGGAGAACGGCUUAGACAAACGAAAGGCGAAGAAGGGUGCUCUUACCGGACAAACGGAAACCGGGGUGAAAACCUCAGAGGGGCAGGCGGCAGAACAGUCCUCUAGGAUGCAGAAAAGCGGGACGAUAAAAGAUCCUCUUCCGCUCCUUCCGUUGGGUCCCUCCGUUCUGGUUCCAGCGGAAACCCCUCCCAGUUCGCCGGCAGAAGCUCCGGGGCUGACACGCGACGUCACUGCCCCGGUCGGUGACGUCACUCCCGUGGCGCCGGCGGUCACGGCGCCCGAGAUGCCGCAGGGGACCGUUUCUAACGCCACCGUGCGGAGCCCUGAGGGGCAGCACCAGCUUAGAAUCGGUAUCCCGGAUGAGGCGGUCUCGCGGCUGCCAAAGCCCGAUUCCAAAGAAGAGGUUCCCCUUCCGCCUCGCGAGUCUGAACGCGACCUUGUCAAAGUAGUUGGGCCGCAGAAUGAUGAGCAUAAUACCGAGGGCCGAAGGAGGGGGUCUGUGCUUGAGAUGGUGAGGCAACGCGAGGCAGCGGGGCGGGAGAAACUGGAGGAUACGACGACUGGACCAGCUCAGGAGAGGAAGAGCCCGGUGAAGGUGCCAACGCGACAGAUCGCGCCCGACGCGGCGGCCGCCUCCGCGGCCGCGGCCGCGGCUUCGGCUCCGCAGCUGGACGCGCUGAUGCGCGAGAACGAGCGGCUGAAAGCGCAGGUGGUGCUGCUGCAGGAGGAGAAGCACCGGAUCGCCAAGCAGAUGGAAGCCAGCAGUCUGAAGGCCAACGGCAACGCCGCCUUCGCGAAGGGCAAGUUCGACGACGCGAAGCGCGCCUAUAACCGGGCGCUGGAGCUGCGGGUUAACGAUAACCAGUUCAACGCAGUCAUUUACACCAACCGCGCGGCCGCGAACCUCGCGCUGGGCGCGACCAUGGACGCGCUCGCGGACUGCGCGGCCGCGCUGCGCAUCGAUCCAAAGUGCGCGGGGGCGGUGCUGAGAAAAGUGGACGCGUGUCUCGCGAUCGGGGACUGGCAAGCCGCCCUGAGCGACCUGUCCGCCCUCGAGAAGGCCGGAACCGGAACGGAAGACGUCCGGCGGAAGAUGCACGACCUGAAGGCCAAGAUGUGGCGGGCCCCCGCCCAGCUAGACUUCUACGGCAUACUGGAGCUGAGCCCCCGUAGCAACACGACAGCUGUCAAGAACGCGUACAAGCGGCUGGCGCUCCGCUACCACCCCGAUCGCGCGGGGCCGCAUGCAGACCUCGUCUUCCAGUAUGUUGCGCGCGCAUAUCAGGUGUUGUCGAACCCCGUCGACAAGAAGAAGUACGAUGCCCAACUGCAGCGCGCUCUACAAUAAGACGUGGCAGAUGUCAGUUCUCGACAGGCAUGCUCAAUUCUCAGCACCGGUUUUCAAGCUAAGCGGGCGAGAAGUGGCUUUAUCUAUGUAGAAAGGUGUGGCGUUCUUCUGCUCGCGUCAAGGGUAGGGGUUGUAUCACAGGUUCCAUCUUGAGUUACGACUUACUUGGUUAUCAUGUAUGGGUUUUUGGGUGAAGAGAACUGGUUAGAAGAGUUCAUAUAGUCGACAGGUCAAUUGCUUUAUAUUUACUGACGGACGUAGGUGCGGAUAAUGUAUAAUAGUAGGUCCUGACCUGAAAAGACGCUUCUGCGUGAAGUUGAGGAGAUGAUUGCUGGAUUCAGCCCGGACGUUCUAUACAGCAAGCCAGCCU
Messenger RNA from Klebsormidium nitens, 6492 nucleotides. NCBI's taxonomy places the organism in Eukaryota, Viridiplantae, Streptophyta, Klebsormidiophyceae, Klebsormidiales, Klebsormidiaceae. The record is from the annotation of a GenBank genome assembly.